Molecule: messenger RNA, 2259 nt
Organism: Musa acuminata AAA Group (dessert banana)
Lineage: Eukaryota; Viridiplantae; Streptophyta; Magnoliopsida; Zingiberales; Musaceae
Product: U-box domain-containing protein 12-like
Exons: 4
Coding region: 136-2079 (647 amino acids)
Biological process (GO): protein ubiquitination; cell surface receptor signaling pathway
Molecular function (GO): protein binding; ubiquitin-protein transferase activity
Source: RefSeq, a predicted model, not a curated record
GUAUUGUGGUUGGAAUGCAUCAAAAUAGUCAGCCAUGGAGAUGUAGCAGCCGCUCCGCCCACCAUUUGCCUCGAUAGUUUUCUGCGGUUCUACUUGGCUCUUGCUCCAUCUCGAGAUCCUCUUCUAUCGUCGAACAUGGGGCCGACAGCAGCACAGGAGAAGGAGGAGGAGGAGGAGAAAGAGACGGAGAUGAGCGGCGGAGCCGGGGGCGCGGUGGCGGAAACCCUGCUACAGGUGGUGGCGGAGGUGUCCGCUCUGCCGGAGAGUCGCGGGCCGCUGCGGCAGAUGUGCUGCGACCUCGCGCGGCGGGUUAAGCUCCUCGCCCCGCUUUUUGACGAGCUGAGGGACGACGCCGUCUCUCUCGGGCCGGCCGAGCUCCGCGGCCUCGAGUCGCUCUACGCCGCCCUCGCUGGGGCCAAGGAGACCCUCCGAUCCGUGAACGAUGGGAGCAGGCUGUAUCAGGUUUUGCGGCCACAAAAAUUUCAACGGCUGUUCCUUAAGGCAACUGAAUCUAUUGAGGAGGCACUCGGUGAGAUUAGCUUGGACAAGCUUAAUGUAUCUGAUGAAGUUAAAGAGCAGAUUGAGCUAUUGCAUGCUCAGCUUCAUAGAGCUAAAGAAAGUAUGGACUUACGUGAUUUACAACUUAGCAGAGAUUUAAAUAGAGCAUUAAAUGAAGGUCACUGUGAUCCUACCAUCCUCAAGAGAAUAUCCGAGAAGCUUCAACUCAAAAAUAAGAAUGACAUUAUGAAGGAGUCAGUUGCUCUGCACGAAAUGGUAAUUUCAAGUGUUGGGGAGCCUGAUGUCUCUGUGGAGGAAAUGUCGUCACUGCUGAAGAAGCUUAAAGAUUGUUCACUCUUGGAGGAUCCAACUUCUGCCAGCAUUGAAAGGAAAACUAGCUUUGCAAAGCAUAGAUCUCCGGUGAUCCCAGAUGAUUUCCGGUGUCCACUUUCUCUUGAGCUGAUGAAGGAUCCCGUCAUCGUCUCCACAGGACAAACAUAUGAAAGAUCUUACAUCCAGAAGUGGCUCGACAGUGGACACAAGACCUGCCCCAAGACGCAACAAUACCUAUCCCACACUGCUGUCACCCCAAAUUUCGUUUUGAAGAGCUUAAUUGCACAAUGGUGUGAUGCCAAUGGCAUCGAACUGCCCAAAACGCAAGGUGGUCACCAAGAUAGGAAGCCAGCAAACAAUUCUGAUAUUAGUCGUGAUGGGAUCAACAUACUACUGCAGAAGUUGGCAAAUGGAAACCAAGAAGCGCAAAGAGCAGCUGCUGGCGAACUCCGAUUACUAGCAAAAAGAAAUGCGGACAAUAGAAUAUCUAUCGCUGAAGCAGGUGCAAUCCCCUUACUCAAACAACUCCUUUCAUCUCCAGAUCCAAGAACACAAGAGCAUGCAGUUACAGCACUUCUUAACCUUUCGAUAAAUAGCGAUAACAAGGGUAUCAUUGUAAAAGAGAAGGCAAUACCCGAGAUAGUAAAGGUGCUUGAAAGCGAGAGUAUGGAAGCAAGGGAGAAUGCUGCCGCUACUCUUUUUAGUUUGUCAACUGUAGAUCAAAACAAAGCCCUCAUAGGGGAAGCUGGGGCUAUACCUGCACUUAUCAGUCUGCUGUGCCAAGGCAGUCCAAGAGGCAAGAAAGACGCGGCCACUGCGAUAUUUAAUCUCUGCCUUUAUCCUGGUAACAAGGUUGUCGCACUGCAAGCCGGUAUCGUGGUACACUUGAUGACGAUGCUGGACGAUCCUGGUGCUAGUCUGGUCGAUGAAGCACUAGCCGUACUGGCAAUUCUUGCAAGUAUUCAAGAAGGCAAGGUGGCGAUCGCACAUUCAGACCCUACUCCAGUUUUGCUAAAGCUAAUGAAGACCGGAUCAGCGCAGGUUCGCGAGAACGCUGCCGCGCUGUUGUUUUCAUUGUGCAGUGGUGUUGAAGAGAACCUUGAGGCUGCAAAGGAGGGGGGAGCAGAAGAGGUGUUAAAAGAGCUUGUUGAGACUGGCACAGAAAGGGCCAAGAGGAAAGCUGGGAGCCUCCUGGGGCUCAUUUGCCAGGCUGCAGAGGCUUCUGUCAGUGAUUCUGCCAAAACCUAGAACUGCUUGUUUUGGAAUCAUGUAAACAGUUGUUGCUCUUUGGGAUCUUGCAAUGACCAAUGAAGAACUUGUUAUUCUACCAAGUUAGUCUCAGUCUCAAAAAUAGCACAUGUAUUGAAAGCAUCACAACAUAUAUGAGAAACAAAUAUUGUCUUAAAUGUGAAAGAUAAGUACAACUUA